Miscanthus lutarioriparius is the source of this 1794-nucleotide messenger RNA. The record is from the annotation of a GenBank genome assembly. Lineage: Eukaryota; Viridiplantae; Streptophyta; Magnoliopsida; Poales; Poaceae.
AUGGCGGUGCGCGCGAGCCUCGCCUGCUUCCCCUCCGACCCCGCGCUCCACGAGGCCUGCAUCAUCCCGUGGGGCGUCGCCGUCACUCCGUUCUCUGCCACAGAUGAGCGCGGCUCCAAGCCGGCCACCGGCGCCGAGGGCCACCUCCUCCCCCGCUGCCAGUCCUGCUUCGCCUACUUCAGCUUGCUCUGUCCGCUCGACCGCUGGUCCUGGAACUGCGCCGUCUGCGGCGCCGAGAAUGACCUCCCCGCCGACGCCGCCGCGCGCUACGCCCGCGACGGUGGCCACGACUCGCCCGAGAUGCGCUCCGCGUUCGUCGACCUCCUCCUCCCGGGGGAGGAGGGCGAGGCGGCGGCUCCGAUGCCCGUGUACGUGGCGGCGAUCGACUUGUCCUCUUCAGAGGAGUUCUUGGAGCUAAUCAAAAGUGCUCUUCAAGCAGCUCUUGAAGCUCUUUCGCCAGGAUCACUAUUUGGACUUUUGACAUUUAGCAGCAAAAUAGGAUUAUAUGAUGUCCAAGGUCCAAUACCUAUUGUGAAGAAUGUGUUUAUCCCUCCUGAUUCGGAUGGUGCCUUACAAGUUGACCUUGAAGAUAUCAUGCCCCUUUGCUCAUUUUUGGCUCCUAUUGAUAGUUGCAAAGAUCGCAUUACUGAAGCACUUGAAACAAUUAAACCAAUGUCUUCCUGGGAAGUAGCUGCAAAUGCGCACGAAGGACAGGAUCAUGUAUUGCAUCAUGUACGUGGUUUUGGUGUAGCGUUGGAUGUUCUUAUCAACUAUCUAAGUUCAGAAUAUGGAAAUGCGUUCGAGCUUGCUAGGAUAUUUGCAUUUUUAUCUGGUCCACCCAAUUAUGGGGCUGGGCAGCUGGAUAUAAGUGAGGACCAAAAUGCUGGUAAAGCAAGGGGUGCUGAUCAUGUAUUACUGCAGGAGCAGACAAGUUUCUAUAAAAAUCUGGCUACUAGUGCUGUUCAAGCAGGUGUGUGCGUGGACCUUUUUGCAAUUACAAAUGAAUACACUGACCUUACUAACCUGAAAGUUCUGAGUGUUGAGAGUGGUGGAUCACUGUUUCUGUAUUCAAGUACAGAUGAAUCAACACUUCCGCAAGAUAUAUACAAGAUGUUGAGUCGUCCCUAUGCUUUUGGAUGCGUAAUGCGAUUGAGAACAUCAUCACAGUUCAAGAUUGCUGAUUCUUAUGGCCAUUUCUUCCCAGAUCCUCAGUACAUGCAUGUUCAACACAUAAAUUGUUGUGACUCUUUUGCUACAUACAGUUACGACUUUGAGUUUGAAAAGGAUUCACAAUUUUCCAGGAAGUCAAGCCCUCCUAUUAUUCAAAUUGCAUUUAAGUACACAGUGCUUGUGCACAAUGGUGAUACAUCAGAUUUUCCAAAUUCUGGGAGCAGAUCUAAAUACUUGUUGGAGAGGAGGCUAAGAGUGCGGACUAUCCAGUACAACACAACUGCUAAUAUCUGGGACCUUUACGAUUUUGUUGAUCCAGAUGUUGUUUUGACAAUACUAGUACACCAGGUUAUUUUGGCUUCUUUAAGUGAUGAGCUGGAAACAAGGCUGUGGCUCCAAGAUUGGUUGGUGGUUGUCAUUGCUCAGUACAACAAAGCAUACAAGAACGUCACAUCUGGAGGUGGUACUGAGACAUAUAAUAUUGAUGUUAAUUUCUCGCACUGCUCACAACUGCAGCCUCUGUCACGGUUUGUGUUUGCUAUUCUAUUAAGCCCCCUGCUUCAAGUCAGCAGUGAAGGCAUUCAUCCAGAUUAUGUGACAUAUUUGCAAUGCCUCUUGAGGUAA